GCCCAGCGGUACAGGGGACAAUAGAAGGUCAAUAGGAUGAUAUAUGGGUGAAAGCUCAAAACGAAAACAACCCAAAACCUGGGAAAUAGUAAUCAGUGGAACUUGGCCCAAACAGUUUGUGGAGAAACUAAGAGAACGAAACAACAGAGAGACAGCCCCCUAUGAGGACAUCUUUAAUAGCUUCGCGUCACUGUACAGUACACUCGAGCAAUAUAGAGGAAAGAUAAAGAAGUUAGACUAUGAGAAUCUCAGGAGACAGGAGGAUAUUAAGAGUAUUAUAAACGAUCCUGGCAAGAAACUCACAGAAAAUGAUAAGAACUUUCUAUCUCUUCAGCAGGAGAAUAUCCAGCUAAUAAGACAACAUGAGAACACACAGCGGGAGAUGCUGAGAAUGGCUAUGAAGGUUAAGGAUGUCGGAAGUAAAGAGACUCAGAUCAUUAACUUGGAUGGGAAGUGCUUCCGUUUAGAGCAGGAAAAUGGUGUGUUAAGAGACGAGUUUACAACUCUCCAGCUAAUGUGUAGGAAACUAGAGGAGGACAACAAGAACCUACUGAUGGAGAACCAGCACAUGCUGGAGAAAAUACUCCUCCACAAAAAGGAGGAGGCGGAUGUAGUGAACAUGCACAACGACACAAUGAAAAAGUUGAAAGAGCACCAGAUGUUCUACGAAUUAGAAAGUGCAAGAAAAGAAGAUAACAACUCGCCCGAACAAUCUUUGGGUGGAAUAUCGAAUAGUGGUGCCGGGGGGCGUGCUGGACUAUUCUCUCGUUUAUUCCGCAAAUCUGAGUCUGAGAGCGAGGACCACGAAUCAAGGCACAGUUCUGUUUCAUCUCGCUGCAGACUGUACUCCGGACCUGCUAUCAUACCAAGCCAAGUUACCAACAAAGUGGAGCAACAUUCGAGCGAGUUAUACUCGUUAGCCUUCAGUUAUCAAGGGACGAUGUUUGCUACAGGAGGGGCAGAUAAAUGUGUCAAGUUAUGGAGAUCCAGUAAUCUGCCAAAUGUUGAUAGUAUCAGCACGUUGACUGGGUGCAAUGCUGGAGUUAUGAGUAUUGACAUUGACGAACGGGAUCAAUACGUGGUGGCGGGGUCAAACGACUCAGCAGUUAGAAUGUGGCAAGUUGCUGGUGGGCAAAUCCGCUCCACUUUUAUGGGACACGACAACAAGAUUUACUGCGUCAAAUUCUACAGCCACUCUCAGAAAAUAGUGUCGGGAAGUCAUGAUAGGACCCUGAGGUUGUGGGACGUCAGAACUAACAAAAAUGUACGGACGAUAUUUGCUCGGUCAAGUUGUCACGAUCUCGCUGUGCUUAGUGAACAAGGCACGGACAUUGUGAGUGGUCACUUCGACAAACGCUUGAGGUUCUGGGAUGAGAGACAGGACACAUCUUCCUUUGAAAUGCUCCUAGAUGGUCGGAUAACAAGCUUGGAUCUGAGCGGAUGUGGGAAGUACCUCGCGUGUAGUUGCAAGGACGCGUCCACGAUAAAGUUCAUAGACCUCAAACUAAGACAAGCGAUAGCAACCUUUACAGCAGAUGGGCUAAGAAUGGGGGAACACACACGCUGUUCCUUCAGUCCAGACGGACAGUACAUAGCAUGUGGUUCUACAGACGGCAACAUAUUCGUCUGGAACACGCGCACCCUAAAGAGAGAGGAGGUCCCUAAAAUGCACAGCUCAGCGGUUCCUGUUGUUAAGUGGCACCCCAUGGGUCAAGCCUUUAUCAGUCUCGAGAAGAGCAAGAAGUUCUACGUGUGGUCAGAUCUAUCAUGAUGUCACGUGAUGCCCAUAUAAGGAGAACACGUGAUCUGUCAUGAUGAACACGUGAUGCCCAUAUAAGGAGAACACGUGAUGCUCCUCAGAUAUUUUUGCCUCCCUGAUAGUUAGAUAUCUGGCCUCGUCAGCAGAGAAGCAAUGUUACACACUUUUACCAUUUGUUGUCAUGGUUCCAUCAUUCAUUCGAACCUCCUUUUUAGCGGGUGCGGCAAUGCACUAAUGGAUGUUUAGGCAGGGUUUUGUACAAAAGGUUUUCUACCGGUAUAUUCAGAGAUAUAUUCCAGCUCAUUCAUGUUAUGAUUUAUGGCAACCUAUGUAAGUUGAGUUACUUAAUUUGUAUAAUUUUCGUGUCCAUCUAGAUUCUAGACCUUGUGUGUAUAAUUACUCAAUAAACAGUAGGUGAGUAGGAGUGAAACUGAAAUGAAUAUUUGACUUUGUAUUACCUUAUAUGGUAGUAUUACUAUGGUAACACUACCUUAUAUGGUAGUAUUACUAUGGUAACACUACCAUAUAAGGUAAUGUUACUUUGUAUUGGUAGCACUUUAUGGUGAUUUUAUGAUUAGUACUGUCUAAUGUUUCGAGUUCUAAAAUAGCAUAACAUUGUAGUUAUGAUACUUUGUGAUCUGCUAAUUUGUUAUCGUACCAUGUUGACGUUGUUA
Messenger RNA from Bolinopsis microptera, 2433 nucleotides. RefSeq names its product autophagy-related protein 16-like. Gene Ontology annotation, molecular function: protein binding. The record is from RefSeq and is a predicted model, not a curated record. The transcript has 13 exons. Bases 44 to 1771 code for a protein of 575 amino acids. NCBI's taxonomy places the organism in Eukaryota, Metazoa, Ctenophora, Tentaculata, Lobata, Bolinopsidae. Gene Ontology annotation, cellular component: autophagosome membrane. Gene Ontology annotation, biological process: autophagosome assembly.